Alternaria rosae is the source of this 1182-nucleotide messenger RNA. RefSeq lists its product as uncharacterized. Gene Ontology annotation, biological process: proteolysis. The transcript is spliced from 3 exons. The record is from RefSeq and is a predicted model, not a curated record. The coding region runs from base 163 to 1002 and encodes 279 amino acids. Lineage: Eukaryota; Fungi; Ascomycota; Dothideomycetes; Pleosporales; Pleosporaceae.
CUAACCGAGUGCCGAACAUGACCUGGCUACGAUGCCUUCUGAAAGCGCGAUCUGCAAUGGUCGUGCAUCCCUAACUCAUCUGAAAAUUCCGAUAAUUUUUAUCCUCAGUCCUGCAUGUUUAUCGUGUUUGGUCCCUCUAAUACCCGCUAAGUCCGAUCAUCGAUGCCGCCAACAUCCUACGCUGCUCCACAGCCUCCGAGUGAAGAGGGGGAGAAGCCGGUCACAGUCUUGGUUACAGGGUUUGGCCCCUUUCUAGAGAAGUUCCCCAAGAACUCUUCUUGGGAGAUUGCGUCUACACUUCCGGCUCUGAUACCAAAGUCACCCAUGAACCACACCCCGAUAAACAUCCGCGUUCACUACGAGCCUAUACGAGUGGCAUACAAUAAUGUCAUCGACCUCGUCCCCAAGCUCCUUCCACCGGCCAACCCUCUCUAUCCUCCUCCAGAUGUUGUGCUGCACAUCGGCCUAGCAGCUGGACGGCAAUACUUCGCCAUCGAGCAAGGGUCCCAAGGUCGUGGAUAUGGAAAGAUUCCCGACGUAGACGGCCAACGAUUCGAAGAUUCCGAAAUGGAAAAGCACUUCCCAUCUUCAAAGUAUCCGCCCAAGCUGAACACUAGUUUUGGUACAUCCGAAGUCCUCGCGCACUGGAAGGCCAAUCUAGGUUACACAUCUGUCGAUGGCACUACGGUCGACGAGGGAUGUCCCGACGUGCGGAUUAGCAAUGAUGCUGGGAACUUCUUGUGCGGCUUCAUCUACUAUAAUAGCUUAGCGCACUACUUCAGCAUCAAGGAGGACGAGAGGCCUGUCGUGUUCCUCCACGUACCCGAUCUAAGCGAUAGUGCAGACAAGCUAAGAGAAGGAUGGGAGGCUACAGUUGCGCUGAUUAAGGCCUUAGUCGAAAGUAGACGGAAAGCGGGCGGCAAAGUCGUUGACGGAGAUGAGAAGGAUGAAAGACGGGAAAAUGGCACGGUGGAAACGCACACGGAUAACAAUUUCGCAUAGAAGGAUCAGAGAAAGGCGCAAGGAGUAGUGGCUUGUAAACAAAUAUACUACUGCCAACCCGGAUUGGUUAGAGCAGAACGCCCUUUUGAGCCCCGCAAUAUCCUUGGCCGUAAGCCUAGAGAUUCAUCAAUUGGUUAGACAUCUUCGAUAUCUCUUUUGCAAUCGACAGUUACGCCCGUA